UCCCUGGCAUUACUGGGGAGCCCGGCAAAACAGUCUCGUAGUAGAGGAUCCGUUUUUCUUUGACGAGCAAGCAUUCCAUACUCCGUGACGCCGUCCACAGUUAGCAGCCCUGCGUGGUUGUUCUUGGGCAAGUCGUGAAGAAGGUUCGAAACCUAGGGCUUCGUCUACUCCGAAAAUCCGAAUUCUUAAUUUGAAGCUCUAAUGGGGUCAUUGAAGAGGAAGUUUCUUGAAGAUGAAUCUGAUGAAACUUGCCCUUCGCAAAGACAACAGGGAGAAUAUGCUUCAGAAUUGGUUGAUGAACCUGUGGCAUGUGUGCAUGAUGUUUCUUACCCAGAGGGUUUUGUUCUGUCUCCUCAGUCCAUAGCUUCACAUCAUUCUGACCCUGCCAAAAAGUUCCCUUUCACUCUUGACCCUUUUCAGUCGGAAGCUAUCAGUUGCCUUGAAAAAGGCGAAUCUGUCAUGGUAUCUGCGCAUACAUCUGCUGGAAAAACAGUUGUCGCGUUAUAUGCUAUUGCUAUGUCUAUUCAUAAUGGACAACGAGUGAUAUACACUUCACCUAUUAAGGCACUGAGCAAUCAGAAGUAUAGAGAGUUUAAAGAAGAAUUUUCUGAUGUUGGUCUGAUGACUGGAGAUGUAACAAUUGAUCCCAAUGCUUCUUGCUUGGUGAUGACUACAGAAAUCUGGCGUAGUAUGCAGUACAAAGGAUCAGAGGUCACAAGGGAGGUGGCUUGGAUCAUUUUUGAUGAGGUACAUUACAUGCGUGAUCGUGAAAGAGGUGUGGUUUGGGAGGAGAGCAUUGUCAUGUCGCCCAAGAAUUCCCAUUUUGUUUUUUUAUCUGCGACUGUGCCGAAUGCAAAGGAAUUCGCUGAUUGGGUUGCCAAGGUGCACCAACAGCCUUGUCAUAUUGUUUAUACUGAUUACCGACCAACUCCUCUCCAGCAUUAUAUUUUUCCUUCUGGAGGUAAUGGUCUGUACUUGGUUGUGGAUGACAAGGGAAAAUUUCGUGAAGACAGUUUUCAAAGAGCUUUAAAUGCCCUCAUUCCCAAUAAUGAGGGUAAUAAUAAAAGGGAAAAUGGCAAGUUGAAGGGCUUGGCCCUAGCUAGAGUUGGUGAAGAAAGUGACAUAUUUAAGAUGGUGAAAAUGAUCAUUCAGCGCGAAUAUGAUCCUGUUAUACUUUUCAGCUUUAGCAAACGAGAGUGUGAGCUACUUGCAAUGCAGAUGGCAAAAAUGGACCUUAAUGGGGAUGAUGAAAAGGAAAACAUAGAAAGAAUCUUUUGGAGUGCUAUGGAUAUGCUUUCAGACGAUGAUAAGAAGCUACCUCAGGUUUCAAACAUGUUGCCCUUGCUGAAACGUGGAAUAGGAGUACACCACUCUGGCUUGCUCCCAAUUUUGAAGGAAGUGAUUGAGAUUUUAUUUCAAGAAGGGCUAAUUAAGUGUUUGUUUGCCACGGAGACCUUCAGCAUCGGUUUGAACAUGCCCGCAAAAACAGUUGUUUUUACAAAUGUCCGAAAAUUUGAUGGGGAUAAAUUUAGGCGGAUAUCCAGUGGUGAAUAUAUACAGAUGAGUGGUCGUGCUGGUCGACGAGGUAUUGAUGAACGGGGAAUUUGUAUCCUCAUGGUUGAUGAGAAGAUGGAACCUUCUACUGCUAAAAUGAUGGUUAAAGGUGCAGCUGACAGUUUAAACAGUGCCUUUCGAUUAAGCUACAACACAGUUUUGAACCAGAUGUGCUGUGAGGAUGGUGACCCUGAAAAUUUGCUUCGUAAUUCUUUUUAUCAGUUCCAAGCUGAUCGUGCCAUUCCUGAUCUUGAGAAACAAAUAAAGGGUCUUGAAGAAGAGAGGGAAUCGAUUGUGAUUGAAGAAGAGGUCAAAUUAAAGGAUUAUUACAAUCUGCUGGAGCAGUAUAGGCUUCUGAACAGAGAGGUUCGUGACAUUGUAUUAUCUCCAAGGUACUGUUUACCCUUUUUACAGCCUGGCAGGCUCGUGUCUCUCCAAUGCAGUUCAAGCAAUGAAGAUCUUGCCCCGUCAUUUAUUGAGGACCAGGUGACUUGGGGUUUGGUCAUUAAUUUUCAAAGCAUCAAGAGUUCUUCUGAAGAUAAUGCAAGUGUAAAACCUGAAGAUGCAAAUUACACUGUUGACGUUCUUACAAGAUGUAUGGUGAGGAAAGAAAAAUUUGGGAAAAAAUUUGUUAAGAUAGUCCCCAUAAAAGAGGUUGGAGAUCCUGUAGUUGUCUCAGUUCCUAUCUCUCAGAUUAACACAAUAAGCAGUCUGCGCCUAUAUAUUCCAAAGGAUCUUCUGUCAUUGGAAGCUCGGGAAAACAUGCUGAAGAAAGUGUCAGAAACUCUUUCUAGAUUUGCUGAAAAAGGGUUGCCCCUUCUAGAUCCUGAAGAUGACAUGAAGGUUCACAGCAACUCUUACAAAAAGGCAUCUCGGAGGUUAGAGGCUUUGGAGCGGCUGUUUGAGAAGCAUGAAAUCGUAAAGUCUCCAUGUUUGAAGCAAAAACUAAAAGCUUUGCAUAAGAAGCAAGAACUGGCUACGAAGAUAAAGUCAAUUAAGAGAACAAUAAGAAAUUCUACUGCUUUGGCUUUUAAGGAUGAACUUAAGGCAAGAAAGAGAGUUCUUCGGAGGCUAGGAUAUAUUACAAGUGAGAAUGUCGUGGAACUGAAAGGGAAAGUUGCUGGUGAAAUUAGCACCGCUGAUGAGCUGACCCUGACUGAACUCAUGUUUAAUGGGGUCUUAAAGGACAUAAAGGUGGAGGAGAUGGUUUCUCUGCUCUCUUGUUUUGUCUGGCAAGAGAAGGUCCAUGAUGCUGCUAAGCCCCGGGAAGAACUUGCCCUGCUCUUUUCUCAAUUGCAAGAAACUGCUAGGAGGGUUGCACAACUUCAGCUUGAGUGCAAGGUUCAAAUUGAUGUGGAGAGUUUCGUGAGUUCAUUUAGGCCUGAUAUUAUGGAGGCUGUUUAUGCAUGGGCGAAAGGAUCGAAAUUCUAUGAUAUCAUGGAAAUUACUCAGGUUUUUGAGGGUAGCUUGAUCAGGGCAAUUAGACGACUCGAGGAACUUCUUCAGCAGCUAAUACAGGCAGCCAAAUCCAUUGGAGAAACGCAGCUCGAGGCUAAGUUCGAAGAGGCUGUUUCAAGGAUCAAGAGGGACAUUGUGUUUGCCGCAUCACUCUAUUUAUAGGAUAGUUUCUAGCUGAAGACAAAUGAUAAAUUACGUAGUAGCGUGGGAUUACCCACCAUCAAUUUUGUAGUAUAUGACCGUACAGUCACCAACAUGGCAAAUCUCUUAGCUAGUGCUAUAUCGUCAGGCUUUUAAGGGUAGCUUCAUUAGAGCAAUUGGAUGUCACUGGCAGCCAAGUACAUUGGAGUAACCUAGCUUGAGGCCAUAUUUGAAAAAGCUGUUUUAGAAUAUGAAGCCAGUGCAGUAUUGUAACAGAGGACACCAAUGUUGAGUAUGCGUACAGGCAAAAGUGCAAUUUCCUUCCUUCAAUUUUGGAGUCCUCGUAUGUCCAGUCAAAAUAUUUUAAAUUAUUUGUAACAGUUUAUUUAUUUAUCUAAAGUGUGCAUAAGCUACUUUCAUGUGCGCCUGUUGCACGCGUACGGUUUA
Molecule: messenger RNA, 3600 nt
Organism: Prosopis cineraria
Lineage: Eukaryota; Viridiplantae; Streptophyta; Magnoliopsida; Fabales; Fabaceae
Product: DExH-box ATP-dependent RNA helicase DExH9
Exons: 15
Coding region: 202-3174 (990 amino acids)
Biological process (GO): maturation of 5.8S rRNA; RNA catabolic process
Cellular component (GO): nucleus
Molecular function (GO): ATP binding; RNA binding; RNA helicase activity
Source: RefSeq, a predicted model, not a curated record